This is a messenger RNA of Microcebus murinus (gray mouse lemur), 8729 nucleotides long. It is a transcript of the gene ERC1, whose product is annotated as ELKS/RAB6-interacting/CAST family member 1. Gene Ontology annotation, biological process: regulation of synaptic plasticity; maintenance of presynaptic active zone structure; neuromuscular synaptic transmission. Gene Ontology annotation, cellular component: cytoskeleton of presynaptic active zone. Lineage: Eukaryota; Metazoa; Chordata; Mammalia; Primates; Cheirogaleidae. The record is from RefSeq and is a predicted model, not a curated record. Gene Ontology annotation, molecular function: structural constituent of presynaptic active zone.
UGGGAAUAAAUAUAAUUCAUACCAUUCUUAUUUUCUUGGUUUAGAGACAGCUUAUCUACAUCCUUAAAUUAAUGGCUGUAGUUACCCUCUGCGCAUGGCUCCGACAAAAGAAAACCAUCUGCGAUUCAGUGUAGGAAAACUGGGUUGCCUGAAAUCUGGCACUACUUUGGAAAAGCCUCUCCUAGCUGUCGUGAGGGCUAAAUAAAACCGCCACCGUCGCACAGUAUUUAGCACAGCGCAGGGACGGAGCGUGGGCAUUUAUUUCCGCCAGCCACGUUCUCCUCUCUUGGGAAAAUCACCACAGGAAAAGGACGUGCACUGGCGUGGGUCUCCGCGAUGCCCGGUGCCUCAGAUCCCAUUACCACCUUCCGCAAAAGCUAAGCGGGCACGGGGGAAAUCCAGCCCCUUGGACCAAGGGUGCCCAGUGCAGCCAGGAAUCCAGGGAGAAGAUUUGGUGUAACGUAUUUCUUCAAGAUUGAACAGCAGCAACCUGUUAUUUCUGAUUGACCUGAAGCUGACUUAUAGCCAUAGAGAAACCUCCCAAAGUUCCAUCUUUUAUUUUCUGCUUUACAUCUUUUUUGGCACCUAAGUUCACCUUGCAACCAUGUAUGGAAGUGCUCGCUCCGUUGGGAAGGUAGAACCGAGCAACCAGAGCCCUGGGCGUUCACCUAGGCUUCCACGUUCCCCUCGCUUGGGUCAUCGUCGAACCAAUAGUACAGGAGGGAGUUCUGGAAGCAGUGCUGGAGGUAGCGGUGGGAAAACCCUUUCAAUGGAGAAUAUACAAUCCCUAAAUGCUGCCUAUGCCACAUCUGGCCCUAUGUACCUAAGUGACCAUGAAAAUGUGGGUUCAGAAACACCUAAAAGCACCAUGACACUUGGCCGUUCUGGGGGACGUCUGCCUUAUGGUGUUAGGAUGACUGCUAUGGGCAGUAGCCCCAAUAUAGCUAGUAGUGGGGUUGCUAGUGACACCAUAGCAUUUGGAGAGCAUCACCUCCCUCCCGUGAGUAUGGCAUCCACUGUACCUCACUCUCUUCGUCAGGCAAGAGAUAACACAAUCAUGGAUCUGCAGACACAGCUAAAGGAAGUCUUAAGGGAGAAUGAUCUCCUGCGGAAGGAUGUGGAAGUAAAGGAGAGCAAACUGAGUUCUUCAAUGAAUAGCAUCAAGACCUUCUGGAGCCCAGAGCUAAAGAAAGAACGAGCACUGAGGAAAGAUGAAGCUUCCAAAAUUACCAUUUGGAAGGAACAGUAUAGAGUUGUGCAGGAGGAAAACCAGCACAUGCAGAUGACGAUCCAGGCUCUUCAGGAUGAAUUGCGGAUCCAGAGGGACCUGAAUCAGCUGUUUCAGCAAGACAGUAGCAGUAGGCCUGGCGAACCUUGUGUGGCAGAGCUGACAGAGGAGAACUUUCAGAGGCUACAUGCCGAGCAUGAGCGGCAGGCCAAAGAGCUGUUCCUUCUUCGAAAGACCCUGGAGGAAAUGGAGCUGCGUAUUGAGACUCAGAAGCAGACCUUAAAUGCUCGGGAUGAAUCCAUCAAGAAGCUUCUGGAGAUGUUGCAGAGCAAAGGACUUUCUGCUAAGGCUACUGAGGAAGACCAUGAGAGAACAAGACGGCUGGCAGAGGCAGAGAUGCAUGUCCACCACCUAGAAAGCCUUUUGGAGCAGAAGGAAAAAGAGAACAACAUGUUGAGAGAGGAAAUGCAUCGGAGAUUUGAGAAUGCCCCUGAUUCUGCCAAAACAAAAGCUCUACAAACUGUUAUUGAGAUGAAGGAUUCAAAAAUUUCCUCUAUGGAGCGUGGGCUCCGAGACCUAGAAGAGGAAAUUCAGAUGCUGAAAUCAAAUGGGGCAUUGAGUACUGAAGAACGGGAGGAAGAAAUGAAACAAAUGGAGGUGUACCGAAGCCAUUCUAAAUUUAUGAAAAAUAAGGUAGAGCAACUGAAGGAGGAACUAAGUUCGAAAGAGGCUCAAGGGGAGGAGCUGAAAAAGAGAGCGGCUGGUCUUCAGGCCGAGGUCUUUGCCAUUGGCCAGGUGAAACAGGAGCUGUCCAGGAAAGACACAGAACUACUAGCCCUGCAGACAAAGCUAGAAACACUCACAAACCAGUUCUCAGACAGUAAGCAGCACAUUGAAGUACUGAAGGAGUCCUUGACUGCUAAGGAACAAAGGGCUGCUAUCCUACAGACUGAGGUGGAUGCUCUCCGAUUGCGUUUGGAAGAGAAGGAAACCAUGCUGAAUAAAAAGACGAAACAAAUUCAGGAUAUGGCUGAGGAGAAGGGGACACAAGCUGGAGAGAUACAUGACCUCAAGGACAUGCUGGACGUGAAGGAGCGGAAGGUUAAUGUUCUUCAGAAGAAGAUUGAAAAUCUUCAAGAACAACUUAGAGAUAAGGAAAAGCAGAUGAGCAGCUUGAAAGAACGAGUCAAAUCCUUACAGGCUGACACCACCAACACUGACACUGCCUUGACAACUCUGGAGGAGGCCCUUGCAGAGAAAGAGCGGACAAUAGAACGCUUAAAGGAGCAGCGGGACAGAGAUGAGCGAGAGAAGCAAGAGGAAAUUGAUAACUACAAAAAAGAUCUUAAAGACUUGAAAGAAAAAGUCAGCCUGUUACAAGGCGACCUCUCAGAGAAAGAGGCUUCACUCUUGGACCUGAAAGAGCAUGCUUCUUCCCUGGCUUCUUCUGGACUGAAAAAGGACUCACGGCUUAAGACACUAGAGAUUGCUUUGGAGCAGAAGAAGGAAGAGUGUCUGAAAAUGGAAUCACAGUUGAAAAAGGCACAUGAGGCAACAUUGGAGGCCAGAGCCAGUCCAGAAAUGAGUGACCGAAUACAGCAAUUAGAGAGAGAGAUUACCAGGUACAAAGAUGAAUCUGGCAAGGCCCAGGCAGAAGUUGACCGCCUCUUGGAAAUCUUGAAGGAGGUGGAAAAUGAGAAGAAUGACAAAGACAAGAAGAUAGCUGAGUUGGAAAGUUUCACCUCAAGGCAAGUGAAAGACCAGAAUAAGAAGGUAGCAAAUCUGAAGCACAAGGAACAGGUGGAAAAAAAGAAGAGUGCACAGAUGCUAGAGGAAGCGCGACGAAGGGAGGACAAUCUCAAUGACAGCUCCCAGCAACUACAGGACAGUCUCCGUAAGAAGGAUGACAGAAUUGAAGAGCUGGAGGAAGCACUAAGAGAAAGUGUACAGAUAACUGCAGAGCGAGAAAUGGUGCUAGCACAAGAGGAAUCAGCCAGGACCAAUGCUGAAAAACAGCUGUUGAGUGAAAUAUUGCAUGAGACCAGUCAUUUGGGCUUUAAGUGGUUCAAGGUGGAGGAGUUACUGAUGGCCAUGGAGAAGGUAAAGCAGGAACUGGAAUCCAUGAAAGCAAAGUUAUCCUCCACCCAGCAGUCUCUGGCAGAAAAGGAAACACAUUUGACCAAUCUUCGGGCAGAGAGAAGGAAACACCUAGAGGAAGUUCUGGAGAUGAAGCAAGAAGCUCUUCUGGCUGCCAUUAGUGAAAAAGAUGCCAACAUAGCUCUUUUGGAGCUUUCAUCCUCUAAGAAAAAGACCCAAGAAGAAGUGGCUGCACUAAAGCGUGAGAAGGACCGUCUGGUGCAGCAGCUCAAGCAACAGACACAAAAUCGAAUGAAGCUAAUGGCCGACAACUAUGAGGAUGACCACUUCAAAUCUUCCCAUUCCAAUCAAACAAAUCAUAAGCCCUCCCCGGACCAGAUCAUCCAGCCCCUCUUAGAACUUGACCAAAAUAGAAGCAAACUAAAGUUGUAUAUUGGACACCUGACAGCCCUCUGCCAUGACCGAGACCCCCUGAUCCUUCGUGGACUCACUCCACCAGCUUCCUAUAACCUGGACGAUGACCAGGCAGCUUGGGAGAACGAGCUGCAGAAGAUGACCCAGGAACAGCUGCAGAAUGAGCUAGAAAAAGGUGAACGGGACAAUGCAGAACUUCAGGAGUUUGCCAAUGCCAUUCUCCAGCAGAUAGCAGAUCACUGUCCCGACAUCCUGGAGCAGGUGGUCAGCGCGCUGGAAGAGUCCUCCUGACCCUGCUGUGCGGAGAAGCCCAAGCCGGGCGGCCAGGGAGCCAGGAAGGGAGAACUGUGAGGAACAGGCGCCCAGAGCCUUCUUGGCACCCAACACUGCACACGGCGUCCCAUCUUGCUCACUUGAAGAAGUGUGACUCCGGCACCGUUUCUAAUCUGUCAUCUUCCUCCAUCUUUCUGCUUUUGAUGUGGUCUCUACACUGAUUUUCUGGAUGUCCAAGGUGGGUCAACAGCCGAGUCUCUCUGAAGAGCUGCCAUCCAGUCAUCGACAGUGGGGACCAGAAGCUGGUGGCUCUGCCCUACAGGGGCUUGGGCACAGAGCCCUCUCUCCUCCUGUCCUUUGUCAUGAGAACAAAGCCUGGAAUCUCCUUGGAGUUCAGCAGGUUGAGAGAAUGCCUCACACUGGACCGGAGAGCUGAGUGUUCCAAUAUCGCAAUAGGUGCUUUCUCCUAAAGGGCAGAAAAAAAUCUCAGAAAGAGUAUUAGAAAAAGAGAGAGUGGGGACAGAGUGAAUAGGGACAAAGAGAAACCACCUCCUCUCACAGUCUGUCUGCUUCCUCCCCAUGGGUGACGUUUGUAUGGGGAGCCGGGGCAGAGGCCUCACCCUUCUCCUCCCCCAGGACUGGGCCUCUGCCCGGCCUCGCUCUACCCCUCAGCUAGCUGUCAAGACAGUGGGAGCAGUGACCCCAGUCUUUCUGUGCAAGACCUUGACCUUACCAUAUUAGUUGUUAAAUAAAAUGUCAACGGAAAGAGAAAAGGGGUUUGACAUGCAAGGCCCCGUCAUCCCUGCCUGCAGCAUUGCCCCUCUAGAAGGUUCCUCAGGCUCAGGCUGACUUCCCCUGAAUGUCUCUGGGAUGCCGCCUGCCCUGUGGCACCCAGGCCCGCACUCCUGCAGCCUGGCAGGGGCUAAGGUUGAAGAUCCCUCUCGCGCCCUUUCAGCCUUGCUCUUGGCUUGCCCUCUCAGAACCAGCCUCAUGUAUGCCUGGAACCUUCUUCUGGCACAGUGAAGGUUCCUUAUCCCACACAUUCCUUUCUCUGUUCUUUGACCCAGAUGGUAUUUGCGAAAUGCCUACUGUGCACAAGUCACCAUGUUAGGCAUCCAUUCUUGAAAGUCUCUUCAGUGAGGGAGCGGUGUCGUGGCUUCCAGGAGGCAUGCCUGGUUGAGUCAAAGCAGUGACAAGCACAUCCUUCCCCUCCCCCACCUUAAUAUAAGGUAUCAUUCUAGAAAAGUCUUUCAUAAGUCAGCAUUUCUCAUCGAUAAUGACAAGGAAAUUGAUAGGUUUGAGGGGCCCAGUUGCCUCAUUGCCUAUGGGGUACCAUUUGGUAAUUGAGGAUUUUUGCUGUUUGCUGUUAUUACCCUUAGGGGGCUGUGGGAGGCCACUCCCUACACAUCUGCACGAGCCUCGUGGACUAAACCCAGUUGAAGGUGUUGGCACUUUGAAGGGCGUUUUUCCCAAGCAUAGACAGUGGCCAUCGUGAAUAAUCAGGUCCCAAGAACUAGACCACCUAACCCACAUCUACCACCCCUUUGACCACCUCUGCCACCAGAAGCCCACCAGACACUCACAUCUUCUGAGGGGAGUUGCUGGACAGGGUAUUAGAGUCUCACUGUGUCCACCAUGACAUAAAGAACUGAGGCGUGACAACAGCCUUCACAGGGCUUCGGCAGAACAGAGAGCAGGGUAGGCCGUGCCUGAAGGAUUGGCCCAGCCCGGGCUUGCUGUCCUGCAGCUAGUCUGGCAGGGACAACUUCAGGCAGGUCUCCCCCUCCCUAAUCUGGCCCAUGUUGUCAGGCACAGCACCUGCGCCGUUGCCCAUGCAGCGUGUGACUGUCACUGCACCUCCUUCCUUCUCUCGUUUCACCCUCCCCCAUUACUUCUACUCCAGAAAACUUAUGGAAGCCCUUUGUGACAAGUGCUUCUGAGAAGGAAAAUUCUUGGAACAGACAUCUCUGGGCUCUGUGAGCAGCAGGGAAGCUCUUGAUCCUUCUUGAACUCUGAUCUGGUAUCUCAAAUGAUUCAGGGACUAUUUGGCUAAAGUUUCAUGGCAAACAUGUCCUGCCUUUGUGUCACAGGAGCAAAGUCAGUGCAGUUUCUAGCGUUCCGAGCACCUUAUUCAGUCUGGACCAUCCGUUGGACACAGCUCUGAUCACACUAGGACUUGUCAUUCCAUGGCCCUCCUCUGGUAUCCAUGGUUUCACAAGGUUGCUUAACUGCUACUGAUAGUAGGGAGCCUUGAAAACUCACUGCUGGAUGCUUAUAAUCCCCCUAACUCCCCCAUUCCCCCAUUCCACUCUUCCAUUCUCCUUGCCCUUUAGCGCCUCAAGAAACACCCCCAAAUCAAGGUCGUCAUAAACAGGGCGAGAAGAGUGGGUACGAGCCAGCCCGGGGCCAGUGACUGAAGAAGUACAGUGUAAGUUUCUCAUCUCCUAGACCUCUGUCCCAGGUGCCCAUUGAGUUACUGAUGAAGUAUCUUAAUUGAAAUUUGCAAGGACUUGGAUACCAUUUGAAAUGGGAAAGAUUUUAAAUGGGCUUUAACAUAUUCAGAAAUAUGAAUGAGAAUUCCCAAAUUCAUCUCAGCUCUAGCCGUUGUCCUUGCACCUUACAAUCAAGAUCCAGGUCAUCUCUCUCUUGCUCAUACUCGGGCUUUAGACAUAGCAGUCUAGCAGGCUGGGCCCAAGGCCCCGCCAGUGUCUGUGGUGGCAGUGGGACGUGCUAGUCUGGUCAGUUAGAGUCCGUCUGGCUUUCCACGACGAGCCCAUGGGCUCACCCUCUGCCCAGAGUGAGAGAAGAGGAGGGGGAAGGCAUCACAAAGCCCUCGUCAGCUGGCAAGGUUGUCCCUCCCCUGUUAAGGUCAGGGUUGUGAAGGAAACCAUGUCACCGCAAAAUAUAACUUUCCAAGCACCCCAUCAGUCGGCAGUUGGAUUUGCCGCUAGAGAGUCCUGCUCUUCCCGGAGCCAUCCCGCCCCGCCUGGCCACCUUUCGGAAGCACAGGCCACUCUUGGGUCUUUGUGGGAAGAGUCAGCCCUCUGGUGGCAUUUCCUGGGUGCCAGCAGAGCCCACGUCAGCAGCACAGGAGACUGCGUGUGUGCCCCCAACCUCAUGUCCCCUGCAGGAGUCCAGAGCUGUGGGAGAGGGACAAGAAGAGACAGACCGCAGAGCAGCAGCCGCCCUGUGGAGCCUGCAGGGCCCACCCUGGGGCUUCUCAGGGAGGGACUCGAACUGCUCAAAGCAAUGUUUCCAAGAGAACCUGGAGUCCCCAUGUGAACUAAGGGAACACAUAGGCAAGAAACGUGUGCGUGGAAAUCCUUCUGAACAAAAUGGCUGUCCUUACCCACUGUUUUUAAGCAAAAACUGUUUCCAAACUUUUUAGUGUCAAAACUAACUAAGUGUCUCCUGAUUUUUCCCAUUGUGUUUGGCGAGUGUUGUGACCCUGUCGUAGGUAUUUCUCCUCCUGACUCGGGGGGAGAAGUGGUUUAGGGACUGAUUUGGGGAGCGGGUUUUCCUCCCAUCUCACCUCUUCUUCUGUCUCUCUGCUUGUCGAUAUUGUCUGUGUUACUCAGAGAACUGGGGCAGUUAUGUCGUGUCCAUUAUUGAGAUUAUUAAAAUAUUAAAAAGUAGUUGUAGAACUGAAAAGUUAAAGAGCUUUGUUUUAAAACUGAAAACCAAUGUCAUGUUAACAAAGGAAUUCAAGCUAUGGGGCAGCCGCACUCCCCCCCCCCCAAGCUGGCAGAGGUGGCAGCUGGGCUAGCAGCUUGGGAAACACAGUGAGCACACCCCGGGCAGGUGGCUGCCUGGGGAGAGAGACAAUUUCUGAGUAAAAGGAAUGCAAAUUUAGGGGCUCAGAGACUCAGGUGUGCCAGGACUUUCCUAUCCGUCCUCGGGACCUGUUGGUAGAGGUUUCAGCUUGUUGCCCCAGAACCACCGUCCCCACGUCGGCCCCAGCUCAGUGUGCCUAAUACUCUCUGGUAACCGGGGCUGGAGCCCAAAGCCCACACCUGGCGGGCCGCAGGGCCUCCCUCCUGCCCACUUGGUGCUAUAUCAUCCAGUGGCCCGUCCAGGACGGCCACUCACAGCCAGCCUGGAGCCUGCAGUCCAGGCGGGACGACGCGCCCUCCCAUCUAGUUCCUUCUGGCUUCAGGCCCUAGGUUCUUUCCCUGUGAGCUUUUUAGGCCCCAGAUCUCCCGGGCCAGGGCUCGCUCUCUCGGCCCCAGAGAUGCCGUGGUCAGGAAGGGAUGUGAACCGUGCUGAAGGCAGAAUCUGCACCUGGGCCAGAGCCGGCCCUCUGGGCCCCACACACCACACCAGCAUCGCGCCGCCAGAGGUGCAGCCGGGCCUGGCGAGGGCGCCACACCGCCCGUCUGGCCUGCCCGCCCCACUGCAGGACCAGCCCUGGACCUGCCUCGCACAUCCAGAUGUCCGGGCUGGGCCAGAUUCGCCCCGGGCUCCAGAAGAGAAGUGCCAGCUUCAGCGGGGGCCCAGGGGCCUGGGCCCUGCCCCGUGUAGCUUGAGUUCCUGGCGCAGUGCGCCGCUGCCUUCAGCUGUGCGUGUGUCCUGCUGGAGUUGCGGUACUGAUGGGGUGAUGUACGAAGAAUUGUGCUACAUUCAACUUGGCCUUGAUAAUUACUGUAAACACUUUGUUCAUUUUUUUCUUUUUUAUUCACAAACUAAAUCCAUCAGGAAAUUAUAAAGUUAUUUAAAA